CGGAGAUCAUGUCAUGCAGGAGAUUGCGGUCGGAAUCAGACUUGCGACCGCCUACGCCGAAAAAGGCGACGCGUUGUCUGACUUCAAAACCGACAUGGCCAUGGACGCCGAAUACCAUCACCGUAUGGCUGAACGUAUGGAAAAACUUAUCCCACUCGUGUGCGGUCAGGAGCCCCUCUCCCACAACUCUGCCUGGCUUGAUCACUGGGACAUCUCGGAGCGGAAUAUAAUAGUCGAUGAAGAUACGAAAGAGGAGAUGCUCCUUGAUUGGGAGCAGCUGAUCACCAAGCCCUUUGUGAUGGGGCACGACGCGCCACCCAUUAUUAACCGUCACAAGGAGGUCGACAAGGACUGGUAUCAGCACUGCAAGAACGUUUACGGCACUCGGAAGAGAGAAUUAGAUAUAGCGUGGCCUACCAGACUUAACGAAGCGGGCCGGAGACGAGAAGAUGACCUAAACCGACUUCUGAGGUUGAUCGAGGGCGUGGGCACGAAAUGUUGGUCUAAUGAGGUGAGGGCAGAUGUUGCGGAGUUGUGUACGUUCUACGGGGUGGAAUACUAUACUGAGCCUGUGGGAAAAAGGGAUAUUAUUUCGGGCUAAGAUUCGGUAAGCUUGCACGAAGCGUGGUGCAGUAUUUGCUCCGCUUCAUUGCAAAAUAGCGUGCUCUUGAGGGUUUGUGUGGUUGGUUUAGGGCACGACAUGUGCACCUGAUCUGAAGGCACUAGGUAGGUAUGGCGACAUGUUAUAAAUUGUAUUUCCAUAUCCAACAAACUGUUCAGGGUUUCCAAAUUGCUCCUUUCCAUCAAUUUCUUUUCC
Messenger RNA from Mytilinidion resinicola, 817 nucleotides. RefSeq lists its product as uncharacterized. NCBI's taxonomy places the organism in Eukaryota, Fungi, Ascomycota, Dothideomycetes, Mytilinidiales, Mytilinidiaceae. The transcript has a single exon. The record is from RefSeq and is a predicted model, not a curated record. Bases 14 to 601 code for a protein of 195 amino acids.